CCCCCCGCACCGCACCCCCCACCAUGAAGUCGGCUCAUUUCUUUGACAUGAUGGACAAGAUGGAGGACGACUACAUUCCUUAUCCGAGGAUCGAGGAGGUGCUGGAGAGGGGGGCGCCGUACCCUCAGGUCAUCCUACCUGAGUUUGGAGGUUACUGGAUCGAGGAUCCCGAGGCCCCUCCUCCCACCUCCCUGAAAAUCAAGAGGCAGGAGGAGGAUGAGACGGAGGAAGAGGAGGAGGCGGAGCAGGAGGAAGACACCCCCCCAGGGGAUUAUGGGUACCGGCUGGAGGAGAUCAGCGGGGCUGCACGGGCGUACAGGAAGCACUUCUUGGGCAGAGAGCAUUUAAACUUCUCUUGCUCGACCGGCAGUCUGGGAAACCUGCUGCUUUCUGUGCGGCACGAAGAAGAGAAGGAGCAGGAGUCCCUCCACGUUAUCAUCAGGUCUCGGGUGAAAAGCGUCUACCACAGAUUGUCUCUGACCGAGCUGCCUGACAUCCCCAGCGUACCGGAGCUCGCCAAGCUGCUGUGUGAGGAAGCAGCAGGCCUGCGCUUCAGUCCCGUCCUCUACCCGAAGGCGUCUCAGCUGAUCGUAAACUACGACGAGCACGAGGUCAACAACACCUUCAAGUUUGGAGUCAUUUACCAGAGAUUUGGACAGGUGUCUGAGGAGGAGCUGUUCAGGAACAACGAGGAAACGCCGGCCUUCACAGAGUUCCUGCAACUGCUGGGAGACACAGUGCAGCUGCAGGACUUCAAGGGGUUUCGGGGAGGUCUGGAUGUGUCCCACGGUCAGACGGGUUCCCAGUCAAUCUACACCGUCCACAGACAGCAGGAGAUCAUGUUCCACGUCUCCACCAAACUGCCCUUCACAGAGGGAGACACACAGCAGCUUCAGAGGAAACGUCACAUAGGAAACGACAUCGUGGCGGUGGUGUUCCAGGAGGAGGCCACGCCUUUUGUCCCAGACAUGAUCGCCUCCAACUUCCUGCACGCCUUCAUCGUGGUGCAGGUGGAGGAGCCUUGCGGUGACAGCAGCUCCUACAAGGUGUCCGUCACAGCACGAGAAGACGUUCCUCCGUUUGGCCCGCCCCUCCCAAAUCCAGCCGUCUUUAAGAAGGGUCCGGAGUUCAGAGAGUUUCUCCUCACUAAACUCAUAAACGCAGAGCUGGCCUGCUACAAGAGCGACCGCUUCGCCCGGCUGGAGGAGCGUACCCGGGCCGCCCUGUUGGACAGCCUCCAUGAUGAGCUGCAGAGACGCUCCCAGAGCAUGCUGGGAUUGACAUCAGGUCUAGAGGAGGAGGGGCGAGGUGAGAACGGACACGCCCACGGAGGUCUGCUGGAGUCCAUUAAGAGGGCGAUGCGAGGACGGAGCGUCUCCAUGGAGACCAUGUCGCGGGGCGGGGGAGGUCUGCCGACCAGUCUGAGUGGGGGGGGUCUGGCUCACAUUAACGCUGAGGGUAACGUGAAAUCUCCUGUGAAGCGGCGAUCGGGACUUUUUCCCCGUCUGCUGAGCGUCGACAGCCAAACGGAGAAGCAAAACCAGAGGAGCCUCCUCAGUGAGCAGAGGAGCUUCGACAGCUGCCACCCGACACUGGAGGUGAGGUCAGAGCUGCCGUCCAAUCCCAGCUCUCCAGAGGCGGGACAGCGGGACAGGAUCCACAUGAAGAAGGAGAGCAGUAAGAUUUCCAGAUCGACAUCCAGCACCUGCAGCUUCAGCAUCCCUGCAGACGACACACACCUGCUCGCCCAGGCUGCGACGGCAGAAGGUCAAAGUUCAACUCCGCUCAUCGUCUGUCGCAGCCCCACAGAGCUGAAAAAUAAAAGCUCUCCCAGACCUAACCUCAAGUUUCGCUUUGACAAGUUGAGUCACUCUGCGGCGCAGGGUCACUGACCUGAGGACGCAGAGGAGAACAAUAAACAUCAGCCUCAAUAAGGAGGAGGAGGAGGAGGAAGAGGAGGAAGAAGAAGAGAAAGAGGAGGAGGACAUUAAUGUGAAGACACUGAUGGAAACACACACACUGAGGCUGAAGCUUCAGCAUUGGGCGUGAUCUUCAGGUCACCCCGACAGUUUUACUCGUGAAAAUGUGUUUCCUGUUCACGUUCAGCCGGUGAAACCAGUUGUAACAGAAAACACCUCUGAUGAUGUCAUAGUGAUGUCACCAAGGUCGGCGCAGGAGGCGGAUCUGGUGUUCACCUGUGCACCGUGUCCUGCAGUAUUUCGUUCCUCGUAUGUGAAGGACCUGGAUCCAGGAGGAUGCUGACCAACUUCAGGGGCCCGUACCACGAAGCAGGUUCCACAAACCCAGGAUACAUGUCCGUUAUCAGGCUCAGCCGUCACUCGAGCUGGCCAUCAGCUCACUAAGUGCACAAUAUUGACAAAAUCUGAUAUUACGAUAUUCAUUUUGAUUUUCUUAAACAUGUAAAAACACACGUUGGUGGGUUUCAGAAACGUUCCCCCUUUGAUCUCACAUUCAUCUUCUUUCUAUUCUUUUUGCCCACUUUGCACUGGUUUACUACUUACACAACUAUUUUAAGUAUGUAUCAUAUAAUUAUUUUAAUUAAGUCCAGACCCCCCUCACGAUUUCCACCUAUGCAACUAAAGCCCCUUCUCCACUGCACAGUACCAGCUCGACUCACCUCUGUUUGGGUUUCCACUGUAGAAAUGUUGCACCUGUACCUGCUUCCAGGUACUUUUUUCGGAUCACCUCCGUCGAGGUUCCAUGCGAGCGGAGGGAUACUAAAAUGUGACGUGAAAACACAGCAGACUGCUGAUUGGUCAGAGAGAGCAGGGCCAAACCGAGUCGAGGCAAGCUGGUACUGGAAAAACGGCAUAGGCCACACAGCCAGCGGACGCCACAACUUUCUGCAACAUUUUCAACGUGAUAAUGCGAUAACAGUAAUCAGUCAAUAUAUUGUGCAACACAACCGUGAGCGCGUUCAUGUCAAAGAUGACCAAUCACAGAAAAGCAAAUGGUGAUAUGGGACAAACAGGAAGGUGAACUGAUAUUGCAGCUGAAAGGCAACAGUUACGUUUGUGUUCCAUUAAAUGAAAGUGUUCUUACGGCGUGUUUGAACACCUGCUGCUCACCAGAGGAUCUUCAGAUCUAGAGCGAUGUUAAAAACGUGGGAUCCCACAGAGAGAAUGACCCGAUGACACACCAGACGGUUCAGUCUCAGGACCACACACUCGGCGUUAAUAUUAAAACGGUUUGGCGUUUCUGGGGGACUUGGGAUCUCACAGACAUGGAGGCAGACGGUCGUCGUCAGCUGGUCGACCUUGUGUGUUUUGGCAAAGAAAAACAAAAGAAGAGAAUCAAACUGGAUGAACUCGAGGCUGAGAAGAGGGAAUCAGCGGCGAAGGCGAAUCGGACCCAGAAUCAGAAAUACUUUAUUGAU
Micropterus dolomieu (smallmouth bass) is the source of this 3397-nucleotide messenger RNA. Its product is annotated as rap1 GTPase-activating protein 2-like. The record is from RefSeq and is a predicted model, not a curated record. Lineage: Eukaryota; Metazoa; Chordata; Actinopteri; Centrarchiformes; Centrarchidae. The coding region runs from base 24 to 1892 and encodes 622 amino acids. Gene Ontology annotation, biological process: activation of GTPase activity; regulation of small GTPase mediated signal transduction. Gene Ontology annotation, cellular component: cytoplasm; plasma membrane. The transcript is spliced from 22 exons. Gene Ontology annotation, molecular function: GTPase activator activity.